Molecule: messenger RNA, 453 nt
Organism: Anopheles maculipalpis
Lineage: Eukaryota; Metazoa; Arthropoda; Insecta; Diptera; Culicidae
Product: RNA guanine-N7 methyltransferase activating subunit
Exons: 1
Coding region: 1-453 (150 amino acids)
Biological process (GO): RNA 5'-cap (guanine-N7)-methylation
Molecular function (GO): RNA binding
Source: RefSeq, a predicted model, not a curated record
AUGGUUGACCCCAAGCGACACAUCAACAUCCUUUCCCCGGAAGAGCAAGCGUUUAUGGAAGAGUGUGAAAAUGAGUUUACGGGCCGAUUUACGGAUCUGGAUGAAGAAUUUAUGGCGCACUGUCAGCGAGAAUCGAAACCUCCGCCAGUAGUUCAUCCGUGGAAUAGUCGCAGAGGUGGUGGCGGUGGUGGUGGUGGUAACGGCCCGGAUCGAGGCAGAGGAAGAAGUGGCGGAAAUGUUGGAUGGCAAAGUGAAAGGCAUUUUAACGAUAGGAGAGGAGGUAGGGCUCGCUACUCUUCGUAUGGCAACAACUAUCGUCGAAGUGAAUAUCGUUCCGCGCGGGACGAUAUCUAUCAAAAUCACAGGAACCAGCAUUCAUCGCGCACGGAUUAUAGACCGUCGCCGAAUGAUCAUUCCGACGAUCGUCGAUAUAAUCAGGAAGCGAGACGUUAA